Molecule: messenger RNA, 5577 nt
Organism: Prorocentrum cordatum
Lineage: Eukaryota; Dinophyceae; Prorocentrales; Prorocentraceae
Source: the annotation of a GenBank genome assembly
AUGCAGCUCCGCAAGUAUGAGGCCAGCUCUGGCAGCAAGGACAUGGGAGACAGCAUGGCCUUCAGGAAGCAGCUGGCCGUUCUGUCGGAGCGCUGCGCGAGGGCCGAGGCGAAUGCGACGCUGGCGAACGGCGAGGAGGACAAGCGAGUGGUCAGGGAGCAGCUGCAGAUGCAGAUUGCGGACUACGAGUCCUUCCGGGCCCAGGCGGCCGCUUCGGCGAGGGCGCCCGAGGAGCAGCUCCAGGCACGGCUGCCAGCCGCCCGCAGGCUGCCCCGAGCCGCAGACAACGGCUCCACUCCGGCCGAGCCAGAGCAACCCGCGCCGACCCUGCAGGGCGGGUCGCCCCGGGGCGAGGAGGUGGAGCGGGCGGUCCGGAGCGCGUUCCCGGGCGCCGAGGUGGUUGUGCGCCCGAUGCGGGGCCCGCGGGCGUCCCCGGCGCUGGCCCCGGACGCCUCCUCCUCGCUGGCGGGGAGCGAGCAAGCCCCCGGCGGGGGCGCCAAGGCCGCGGAGGAGCUCCAGGCUGUGCGGAAGGAGCUGGUGGAGGCGAGCUCCAAGCAGCUGGAUGCCCAGAAGGUCGCCGAAGUGAUGCGCCUUGAAUGCACGAGGGCCGAGCGACAGGGCAAGAAGUCCGCCCGACAGGUGGAGGUUGUCAGCGCCCUCUUCUCCCGCGUACACGCGGACUUGCAGCAGCAAAUCGGGGAGGUCCGGUCCGCGCGGCGUGAGGCCCGCCGAGCGCAGAGCGAGGCGGUGCUGGCGCAGAGGCUGCAGGCAGCCGGCGAGGCGGCAGCCGUGGAGAGGGCUGCUGCCGUGGAAGCGCAGGCAGCCCGGGCCGCGGCCGCUGAGGCCGCGCUGGCCGAGCUGCGGGUGAAGCUUGAGGAGCAGGACCGCCUGAGGUCGGAGCUGGAGCGGGAGAUCGAGGUGGCAAAGCAGGACUCAGCUUCGGUCGCAGGGGCGGCGGCCGUGGAGGGCGCCGGGGCCGCGGAGGCGCAGGCAGCCAGGGCUGCUGCGGCGGAGGCUGCUCUGGAGGAGCUGAGGGAGAAGCUGGGCGAGCAGACCCGCCUGCGCGACGAGCUGCAGCACCAGAUCGACGCGGCACAGCAGGCCUCCUCCUCGCAAGAGUUGCUGGCCGUGGAGGUGGCCCGGGCCGCUGCUGCGGAGAGCACCGUGAAGGAGCUGAAGGAACAGUUGGAGGAGCAGAACCGUCGGCAGGAACAGCUGCGGCAUGAGAUCCAGGCGGCUGCGCGGGCCUCCUCCAACGGCGGCCUCGUGACCGAGGAGCUGGAGCGCCUCAAGCGCGAGGUGGCCAUGGCAGGCCUGCGCGAGGGCCGUCUGCAGGAGGACCUGGAGCGGGAGAAGGCGGCCUGCGCCGAGGCGCUGUCGCAGUUUCAGAAAGUCGGGGCCAUCGAGGAGGAGUCUGCGUUGCUGGAGCGUUCCGAGCUGGAGGGUCGCAUCCUGAGCCUGCAGGAUCACCUUGAGGAGGAGACUGAGCAGGUAGAAAUGCUGGUCGCGGCACACGAGGAGAUCUUGGAGCUUUCGGAGAGGCUCAAGGUGGAGAAGGCCCAGCUGGCCAAGGAGCUGGAGGCUUCCAGGGCAGAGGCCAUGGAGGCGCAGGAUGAGGUGAUCUCGGCGGCGCGGAAUCGUAUAGAGCGCCUCCGCGACGAGCAGCGGAUCGAAGUGGAGGAGCUGACGGAGUUCUUCCAGGCGCAGCUCCGCAGUGGGAAGGCGCAGCAGGCAGCACUGGCCGAGGAGCAGCGCAAGGCCGUCGAGGCACUGCACGGGGAGCUCGACGUGGUUCGCAGGGAACUUGGCGCCUCGCGCGAGGGCAGAGAGAAGUUGGAGCGUACGAUCUCCGAGCUUUCCGAGAGCCUCCGCAGGGGCGCGGCUGAGCGCGAGGCGCUGGACCAGCAGCUCGCGGAGCGCCAGGGCGUCGCCGAGCACUGCGCCUCCCUGGAGCAGCAGCUGGAGGCCUCCGCGGCGGCGUCCCGGGAGCAGCAGGUGGCCAGGGAGGCAGCCGAGGCCGAGCUGGAGCGGUCGAGGCGCGCGGAGGCCGACCUGCGGGAGGCCUCGGAGGCGGCCGGUCGCACGGCUCGGGAGGCCGCCGAGGCGCUCGCGGCCGCGGAGGCACGCCUGGAGGAGCUGGCCGGGGCCCGGGAGGCGCAGCUGCGGGAGCUCGAGGAGGCGCGAGCGGCGCUGGAGGGGGCCGAGCGGGCGAAGGCAGAGGCCGAGGCUGCAGCUGCAGCCGCGAGCGCGGCCGCGGGCGCGGAGGACGCCCAGCUGGCAGACGCGCAGGCGCAGCUGCGGCAGGCGGGGGCGGAGCAGGAGGCCCUGCGGGCCCAGGCGGUCGAGGCAGAGGGGAGCCUGGAGCAGGCGCGCGCAAGGUGCGAGGACCUCUCGAGCCGCCUGGGCGAGGCCGAAGGGCGACUGUCCGAGAUGGUCGAGAAGCGCAGCGCGCUGGAGGCGGAGUGCGAGGCGCUCCGGGCGCAGGCCAGCGCGGAGCAGGGCACUCUGCACGCCGCGCUGCAGGCGGACCUGGCAGCGGCCCUGUCCAACUGCCAGGCGCUGGAGCUCCGCCUCGGGGAGGCAGAGGCUGCGAGCGCAGCUGCGCAACAGAGGCUCCAUGAUCAGGCCGCGAGCUCCACGAUUGAGAGCGACAGGGCUGCCGCUGUUGCUCAGGAGCAGCUGCAGCAGCAGAUGCAAGCGUUGGAGGCGCGCCUGGCGGAGGCAGAGGCCGCUCGCGCGUCCACGCAGCAGCAGCUUCAGGACCUGGCGGCGACCGCGGCUGCGGAGCGCGACGAAGCGGCGGCCGCAGGGCAUCGGGCACAGCAGCAGGUGCAGGACUCCCAGGCCCAGGCGUACAUGAUGCAGGUUCAGGAGCAGGCCAAGGCGGCAAUCGCCGCCAGGGACGAGUUCAUCGCGACGGCGCAGCAGGACCUCCAGACCGCCCAGGCCGAACGUGCCGCCCUGCAGCAGCAGCUCAAGGAGGCCCACGACCUCGACGCUGCGCGGGCCGCGCUGGAGCAGCAGCUCCAGGAGGCCCGCAGCAGCGUCACCCAGCUCACCACCGAGCGGGACGACCUGUCGAAGAGACUGGCGGGCACGAGCGAGGAGGCGGAGAGCCAGUCCGCGAGCUGCGAGGACCUCCGGCAGCGGCUGGAGGGGCUCCAGGAGUCGGCCGCCCGCGACGAGGCGAAGCAGAAGGCAGACCGCGAAGCACUGCAGCGCCAGAUCCAAGCCCUCCGCGAGGAGAAGAUGGCCACGGAGGAGAAGCUUGCGCAGACCGCUGCAGACCUCGGCCAGCUCGUCGCCGCAGGAGACGUGGAGGAGGAGCAGUUCAACAAGGAGAGGGCCGGCCUGCAGGAGAAGCUCGCCGAGGCUGAGCAGGCGCUCUGCGCCUCCGCUGCCGAGAGCGAGUCGCUCGCGCAGCGGCUGGCGGCUGCGCAGCAGGAGCACGCCGCUGCGGCCGCCGCAGAGCGCGAUGGGGCAGUGGCCACCGCCAAAGAGCAGAUGCAGAAGCAGCUGCAGGAGCAGGCCACCGCUGCCGCCGCAGAGCGCGACGCGGCAGUGGCAGCUGCCAGGGAGCAGCUGCAGAAACAGCUGCAGGAGCAAGCUCAGGCCUACAUGCUCCAGGUCCAGGAGCAGGCGAAGGCCGCCAUCGCCGCCCGGGACCAGUGCAUCGCUCAGGUCCAGCAGGACCUCCUGGCUGCUCAGGCCGAGCGAGCGGCCAUGCUGGAUCAGCUCGGGAAGACCCAGGAGACCGGCAGUGCCGCAGAGAUGUUGUCGCAGCAGCUCGAGCAGGCCCACAGCAGCGUCGCCCAGCUCACCAUGGAGCGGGACGAACUGUCCAAGAAGCUGGCAGGCGCGAGCGCGGAGUUGGAGAGCCAGUCCGCGAGCAGCCAGGAGCUAGCGAAGGUCACAGCCGAGUGUUCGGACCUGCGGUCGCAGCUUGCGCAGGCGCAGGGCAACGAGGACCUGCUCUCGGCAGAGCGGCACGGCCUGGAGCAGCAGCUCGCGGGAAAGAGCGAGGAGCUCCGGAGCUUGUCGGCGCAGGUCGGCGCCCUCACCGCUCAGCUGCAGCAGGGCGGCGCGACCAGCGAAGCGCUCGCAGCGGCCACCGCCGAGUCCGCCGCGCUGAAGGCGGGCCUGGCUGACGCUCAGGCCCAGGUCAGUGCGCUGACCGAGCAGCUGCAGCGAAACGGUGCUGCUACCGGGGAGAAGCUGGCCGCAGCGGCGGCGGAGACCGCGUCCCUGAAGCAGAAGCUGGCGGAGGCCGAGGCGCAGGCCUGCGCUCUGUCUUCGCAGGGCGAGGCGCUGGCAGCGCUGACCAUGGAGUCGGGUUCGCUGAAGCAGCAGCUCGCAGACUCGAACGCACAAGUGGCUGAGGCGCAAGUCCAGUGUGCCUCUCUCGCUAAGCAGCUGCAGGAGAGCGCGCGGGCGAACGAGGAUCUCAUCAAAGGCUCGCUGGAAAUGGACCCGCUCAGGCAGCGGCUUGCGGACGCCGAGGCGCUGGUCGGGGAGCUCACCCAGAAGCUUCAGCAGGGGGCCAACUCGAGCAGCGAGUUGGCCGCCCUCUCUGCGGAGUCUGGCACGCUCAGGGAGGAGCUGAGCUCCGCACAGAGCAGCCUGCUCCAGCUGACAGCUGAGCGUGAGGCGCUCAGGGCCAGCCUGGCGGAGGCUGGCGACAAGUACGAGCAGCUCCAUGCCACCCACGAGCUGCUGAGUGCUGAGCUGGAGAAGCACAGCGGGCUGGCAGCAGGGAGUGGCGGCCCUGCAGGUCCCCAGACUUUCAACAUCGCCGACGACAACGACAUCGAAGAGGUCGAGGGGCUAUCCAGGAGUCGGGCGACAAGCGGUCCCGCCAGUCCUCAGAAGGACCAGCCUUUACUGGAGAGCGAACUCGCAGAGGUCGACACGCUGCGCUCGGAGCGCGACACCCUGCGGGCGGACCUCGAGUCUCUGAGAGGCCGGCUGCAGCUGGCAGAGGACCAGCGGGCCGCCCCAGCAGGCGUGGACGAGCGCCUGGUGGAGGCGGAGCAGCAGGUCCGGGAGGCGGAGGCGGAGCGCGCGGAGCUGGAGAAGGCCUUCCUCUCGCAGAUGGAGCAGGCGCAGCGCAGUCUGAACGACAAGGUCAUGGAGAGCAGCAGGCUGCAGCUGGAGGCCGACGCCCUCCGGCAGGAGCUGGCCGACGCGAGGCGCGCCCAGGGAGCGGGCGCGGUCGCCUCGGCGCCCGCCGCGCCGCCGUCGGGCGGCGACGUGGCGCAGCUGCGGCAGAGGAUCGGAGCGAUUGAGGAAGAGAAGCAGAUGAUGCUGGAGCACAUGCGGGAGCACAUCUCGCGGCUCGCGCACGAGAACCUCGAGCUGAGGCGGGCACUCGGGGGCAGCGGCGCCACCGCGGAGGGUGGCGACCUUUCCGCCCAGGACGGCCCGGGCGACCUCCCGGCGCCCUCCAGGGCCGAGGCGGGGAGCAGCGGCGGCCCGCUGAAGUACGCCCUCUCGCCCUUCCUGUCGGGCAGCGACCAGCCCGAGGCGCAGGCGCAGGCCCUCACCACCGGGGCGCAUCCGAAGCUGGUUUUGACGUGA